Molecule: messenger RNA, 4456 nt
Organism: Xyrauchen texanus (razorback sucker)
Lineage: Eukaryota; Metazoa; Chordata; Actinopteri; Cypriniformes; Catostomidae
Product: septin-6-like
Exons: 10
Coding region: 101-1405 (434 amino acids)
Biological process (GO): cilium assembly; cytoskeleton-dependent cytokinesis
Cellular component (GO): septin ring; cell division site; microtubule cytoskeleton
Molecular function (GO): GTP binding; molecular adaptor activity; GTPase activity
Source: RefSeq, a predicted model, not a curated record
UGAUGAUUUCGGCAUCAGUCAUGAAUGGUACAGACCAUCGUAUCCGAGUCCUCUUCGCUGAGGCUCUGCGUGUUCGCUGCAGUUUCCUGUUGAAGGCUUGAUGCUGGAAAGAACUAUGGCGGCCACUGAGAUAGCGCGACAAGCGGGAGAGGGUGCACGUGCUGUCCCACUCUCAGGUCAUGUUGGCUUCGACAGCAUGCCAGACCAGCUGGUCAACAAAUCCGUCAACCAUGGCUUCUGCUUCAAUAUCCUCUGUGUUGGUGAGACUGGUUUAGGAAAGUCCACCCUCAUGGACACCCUGUUCAACACCAAGUUUGAGGGUGAACCUACACAGCACAAUCAGCCUGGGGUGCAGCUCAAAUCCAACACAUACGAGCUGCAGGAGAGCAACGUUCGCCUCAAGCUCAAUGUUGUCAACACAGUAGGCUUUGGAGAUCAGAUCAAUAAAGAGGACAGUUACAAGUCUAUUGUGGAGUUCAUCGAUGCUCAGUUUGAAGCAUACCUUCAGGAGGAGCUGAAGAUUAAACGCACCCUUCACAGUUAUCAUGAUACGCGGAUCCAUGCCUGUCUUUAUUUCAUUGCUCCCACUGGACACUCCCUAAAGUCCCUUGAUCUCGUUACAAUGAAAAAGCUGGACAGUAAGGUGAAUAUUAUCCCCAUCAUUGCCAAAUCUGAUGCUAUCUCAAAGAGUGAACUUGCCAAAUUCAAGAUCAAAAUAACAAGUGAGCUGGUGAGCAAUGGUGUCCAAAUCUACCAGUUCCCCACUGAUGAUGAGACUGUGGCAGAGAUCAACUCAACCAUGAAUGGUCAUUUGCCUUUUGCGGUGGUGGGAAGCACUGAGGAAGUGAAGAUUGGGAACAAGAUGGUGCGAGCACGGCAGUACCCUUGGGGAACGGUCCAGGUGGAGAAUGAGAAUCACUGUGAUUUUGUGAAGCUGAGGGAGAUGCUGAUCAGGGUGAACAUGGAGGAUCUGCGAGAGCAGACCCACACACGCCACUAUGAACUCUACCGACGCUGCAAGCUGGAGGAGAUGGGAUUCAAAGACACUGACCCUGACAGCAAACCCUUCAGCCUUCAGGAAACGUACGAGGCCAAGAGGAAUGAGUUCAUGGGUGAGCUGCAGAAGAAAGAGGAGGAGAUGAGGCAGAUGUUUGUCCAGAGAGUCAAGGAGAAGGAGGCAGAGCUGAAAGAGGCAGAGAAGGAGCUGCAUGAAAAGUUUGACCGUCUCAAGAAGCUUCACCAGGAUGAAAAGAAGAAACUGGAGGACAAAAAGAAGUCUUUUGACGAUGAGCUCAACAGCUUCAAGCAGAAGAAGACAGCCGCAGAGCUGCUGCAGUCCCAGGCCCAGCAGGCAGGGGGCUCCACCACGCUCAAGAGGGAAAAAGAGAGAAAAAACUUCUUUUAACUCUGUCUUGGCUGCCUGUCUGAAGAGGGGAUUGCAGCUUCUACAAGAAACAAAGCGUCCACUCUUUUUCCUGUCUCUCUGUCAGCCUUUUUAUUUUUAAAGUUUUAAUUUUAUUUAAGUUUUAAAACUUUCAUGCUGUCUGCCCUAUAGAACAUGGCCUUAUGUGGACUUUAUAUGGUAUUUUCACAAGUCACAACAAAUAUUAGUUCUGUUUCCCAAUUAGGGCAUGCUAAGCUGUCCCUCGUUACAAUUUCGCUGGCGACAGUGGAACCAAAGCUCUGGUAGGAAGGCUGUGAACAAAGGAAUGCUUAUUUAUUUUAGUUUGUUGAUGGAUACAUCUCAGCUUUUACAUCUAUUAAUAUUGCCUUGCAGUCUUAAUCUGUUCAAUGAUACAGUCUUUUAGUUUUUUUAUGGAUAAAUGAAUGAACCUGCAUGUCCUCACAAAAAUUUACAUUAUUUAUUGUGAGGAUUUAACAGAUACUAACUCGUUACAUUUGUAAGCAGUUGAGUUUCAGUUUAUUUUCACUUAUGCAUCACAGUUUAUGUGAUACUGAAUUAAAGCAGAAGAUAAUACAGUGGCAAGAAUAAGUAUGUGAACCCUUUGGCAUUAGCUGGUUUUCUGCAUUAAUUGGUCAUGAAAUGUGACUUUAAUGAAGAUGAGAUCACAAGUAUAGACAAAGCACAAUGUGCUUAAGAUAACAAGUAACAACACAAACAAUUACAAUCUUUCAUGUUUUUAUUUAGCACAUCCCAUUAAACAUUCACAGUGCUGUGGAAAAAGUAAGUGAACCCUAGAAUGUAAUAACUGAUUGAUCCUCCUUUGGCUACUAACCUCAACCAAGCAUUUCUGGUACCUGCGGAUUAGACCUGCACAGUGUUCACAAGGAAUUUUGGACCAUUCUUCCUUACAGAACUGCUUCAGCUCAGUCAUAUUCUUAGGAUGUCAGGUGUGAACGGCUGUCUUGAUGUCAUUCCACAGCAUUUCUAUUGGGUUAAGAUCUGGCUCUGACUGUCACUCCAAAAGGUGUGUUUUAUUUUUUUAAGCCAUUCUGUAUUGGAUUCACUUCAGUGUUUAGGGUCAUUGUCCUGCUGCAUCACCCAACAUCUACUGAGCUUCAGCCGGUGCACAGCCACCCUUACAUUAUCCUAUAGGAUAUCUUGAUAAACAUGGGAAUUAAUUUUUGCCUCUAAAGGCAAGUGGUCCAGGCCCCGAAGCAGCAAAGCAGCCCCAAAUCAUGAUGCCCCUUCCACUGUACUUCACCAUUGGGAUUAUGUUUUCAUGUUUGUAUGCUGUGCCCUUUUUACACCAUAUGUAGUGUUGCGUGUUCUUCCCAAAUAAUUCAAACUUAGUUUCAUCAUUCCGCAAAACAUUUUCCCAUUGAGUUUGUGGAGUAUCAAGGUGGCUUUGGAAAACUUCAGGCACGUAGCAAUGUUUUUGUUGGAAAGCAGCUGCUUCCUUUGGCAAGACACCAUGCCUGUUUAAUGUAAUCCAUAUAGUAGACUCAUGAACAGAGAUGUUAACCAGUUUCAAUUAUUCCUACUAGUCUUCAGCUGUCACUCUAGGGUACUUUUUUUUUUUUUUUUACCUCAUUGAGCAUUCUGUGGUGUGUUCUUUGAGUCAUCUUGGCUGGACGGCCACUUCUAGGGAGAGUAGCCAUAGUACUAAUUUGUCUCCAUUUAUAGACAAUUUGUCUAACUGUGGACAGAUGAAUAUCUAUGUUUUUUUAGAUAACAUUGUAACAAUUUCCAGCUUUAUGCAAAACAACAAUUCUUGAUUGUAGGUCUUCUGAGAUCUCUUUUUUUGUGUGAGUCAUAGUCCACGUCUACAGAUGCUUCUUGUGAAUAGCAAACUCUGCUUGAGUGCUUUUUAUAAGCCAAAGUAGCUGUGACCCACACCACCAAACUAAUUUCAUUUACUGGCUGCCAGGUUUGCCAACUCCUGACUCUAAUUAGCUUUUGUUAACAUCAUAAUCCUAGGGGUUCACAUACUUUUUUUCAAUCUACACUGUGAAUAUUUAUUCAAUAUGUACAAGAACAAUACUAUAAGUUGUGUGUUAUUAGUUAAAACAGAUUGUGUUUUUUCAUAAUUGUAACUUAUAUGAAGAUCAUUCCAGUUUUUGAUACCAAUUUACACAUUAAUGCAGAAUAAAUAGAUGUCUUUAAAACCAAUUGCAACAUAAAAACAGCACUAGACUAAUGUAUAAAACAUUCAUUUUAGUUAGUGAAACUAAGUUGAAUAAGACUAUCAAGACUUAUCUUUAUUUUGACACUGGCUGUGAAACAUUGAGAGAAUCCAAAGAAUAUGGGCCUGCAUGUUCCUGGUUGUGUUACAAUUGAGAGAUGAACUAUUUCAUUUAAUUAUAAUCUUUAUUUGAAACCAUGGGGUAAAUCAAAUUAAAAUCGGAAGGUUUGUAUUGUAUGUUUAUAAUGCACUAUAACUUUACAGGAUCAAUUUUAAGUUUAAGUAGUCUCAGUAACAGCUAUAUAGUUAUAAUUUAAUUAAUUUAAAAUCGUAUUAUCUUAGAGAGUAAUGGAGCACCUAUUGAAAUACCAUGUCGUCACAUUCAGUGCCACUUUUUAUAUUCUUUUUUUUUUUUUUUUUUUUUUGCUUAAAUGUGUCUUUCUUUAGACUAUUUUAUUUUGUGUAUGCAUUCCAGGUACAAUGUGCAUUUACAGUCAAUUCAUAAAUGUAAUUUCCCAUGUUGCCAAAUAGUGCAUUUAGAUAUAUGUCAAGGGUGCCCAUUAAUUUCAUUUCGGAUAAGGCAGUUACAAGUACAGACAUUCACACAUAUGUGCAGUACAUUUUACUUUUUAAGAACCUAUUUUGUGUAUCAACAUAGAGACAUGCUUUAAUGAAUAAUGACGUUAUUGACAAGUGACUGUUCUCUGUGUAAACAAUUUUGGGUGUUAAGACUGGCCUACAUUUUUCUAGCUAUCUUCCAUAUUUUCCCCUCAAUGUCAAUUACCCCGCCCCUGUUAUACCAGAAAUUUGUGAAAUAUUUAACUGUAGUAAGAUUCAAUGGUGUACAUUUUCAAUAAAACUACAUUAAA